AUGGUCGCCGCCGUUUCGUGCUUGUCAUUUGUGCUGCAAGCUGCUUUCGUUCCUGUUGGUCAAGUCGAGCGCGACUGGGACUGCAGCGAACGUUCCGAUGGUAAUGUAUCAGCAGAUGAUGAGGAAACGAACGGAUGA
Molecule: messenger RNA, 138 nt
Organism: Peronospora matthiolae
Lineage: Eukaryota; Oomycota; Peronosporomycetes; Peronosporales; Peronosporaceae
Source: the annotation of a GenBank genome assembly